Babesia sp. Xinjiang is the source of this 699-nucleotide messenger RNA. RefSeq lists its product as uncharacterized. NCBI's taxonomy places the organism in Eukaryota, Apicomplexa, Aconoidasida, Piroplasmida, Babesiidae. The record is from RefSeq and is a predicted model, not a curated record. The transcript has a single exon. Bases 1 to 699 code for a protein of 232 amino acids.
AUGGCCGAAUUCAAGAUUCACAAAUUGAUAAUCAGCUUUCUAAUUGCCUCCAUGCUCAUCUACGGUAACGUAAUGGGCGAUGACAUCGCCGAAGAUGGUUCUGAAGACGCCUUCGGUUCGACUAGCGCUGACCUGAAGAGGCGGUAUCCAAAUGAUGAGGUUGAUAGGCUGGUUGAUCCUAGCGACGUUGUAGACUGGUUUACCAGGAAAAUGUUCAGAAAAGAUGCCCACAAAUAUUUGAUCGACCAUGACAUGUUGGACAGAAGAAGGGACGAGAUUAGACAAGCUAUGGAAAAUUUCCAGGGCAAACUUGAUCUAUUACCAGUGGAGGUGGCUAGAGAAGUCGUUAAAUACAAACACUAUGCUGAUAUAACGUCGGAAAUCAAGAAACAGGUUGAGUAUUAUGUCGAACAGUCACACUUUGACGAAUUCGUUAGCACUCUUCCACCAGCUGUUGCUGCGGAAUUUAAAAAAUACUCAACAUUUUCCAAGAUACCUAAAGACAUUGGAGAUCGCAUGUACGCCUAUUAUGAACACCAACUCGUCAAGGAUCUCAUCACUCGCGUUGAAGAGCUAUCUAGGGAAGUAGAAAAAAUCCGCACCCACGAGAAAAUGCUAAAAGACAUCAAAAAAAGCUUGCAACCACUUGUAAAAAGGACGUAUCCAAAGCAUGAUUCGAAUAUUAUUCCGGGUUUUUAA